AUGAUUAAAUAUGUAUUGGUUUUAUUGUUAUUUAUUGAAGUAUCUUUUGCUUCUACCCUAUGUGCUAAUAUAACUCAUAGUGUAUCACAUGUUGCUUUCGGUAAUUAUUUAUCCUUCUCCGCCGGCUUAAUUCUUACUUGCUUUUCAACACCUUUAGUCGAUGAUAAAUCAUUUUCAGCUAAAAUCAAAAGAUUUUUAACCAAUGGAACAUCAGCGUGCAUACAACUUAGUAUAUUAGUAGCUUUUAUGACAUUUAUGACAAUCAAAUUCUUCUUGGACAAUAACGAAGAAUUACCUAGAUUAAUUUACAUUUGUUCGAAGAUUAUGUAUGUUUGUUGUUCUUCAUUUGUUCUUAGUUGUAUUUUAGCUAGUCACGCUUCAGAGUGUUGGGAAGUUGUUAUUGGUUUUAUUAUUUCUGGUUCUUUCCUUUUAAUUUAUGUUGUUCAAUUAAUCAUUCAAGCCUAUUUCAAAGACCAUUUUCCAUCUACCGGAUACAUGUUUUUGUUUCAAUGGAUAAGCCUUCUUUCACCUUUAUUAACUAUACCAUUAUUUCUUAUUCUCCAAUGCAUUUUUAAAGAUGAUCGUGCAGCACCAUAUGCACUCGCAUAUCCUAUAUUAUUUCAAUUAUAUUUACAUGUAGGAUAUAUAUGUUUUUUCCUAUAUUGUGAUGAAGGCUAUUUAUCAUCAAUUUUGUUAUUUGUAAGUGGAUUCGUUCUGAAUAGUGCUGUCCGUAGUACAUAUGAAUCGGUAUUUCCAAGUCAUCAUUGGAACACAGUUAAUGUCAAAGAAGAGAAAAAAAAUACUACUGAUCCUGUAUAA
Messenger RNA from Racocetra persica, 819 nucleotides. Lineage: Eukaryota; Fungi; Glomeromycota; Glomeromycetes; Diversisporales; Gigasporaceae. The record is from the annotation of a GenBank genome assembly.